AUGCGGAUGAAGCUGCUGAAGAUCGUAGUGGUCCUGUUGCUGUCAGGAUCGGGAGACGCCAGACCGCAGAGAACCGAAGAAUCGACACAAGCACAGCCAUCGAAAGCGAACCCCGGGCAAUGGAGAACGUCGAGCGGCGUGCAUAGCGUUCGAGAAGAUAGCAGCGCUCAGCCAAACGAGACGCAACGCCAUUUGAAGGACCUGCAGCACAUCGAUCAAUCGUUAAGGACAGUGGCCACUCAGCUGUUGAACGUGAGCAACCCUGAAGAGCCGUCUAAGAUACUCGACAACGUGAUCAAGAAGUCCAACGUGAACCAGAAGCCAAUCGAACGAAAUGAGGCAACUCCGAUCAAGGAGACGGCUGCUAAUAAUGGCCACUCAGUCGGCACCGGGUUUGGCAGACCAGUUAACUCGAAAUUCAGCUACUUCGAGGCGAGUCAUCCAGGCCAAGCAAUGGCCAUUACCGAAGAGGAACUAGAAAGAGAGAUGAGCUCGACUCGUCUGAUGACUGCUUAUAAGAAUCAUCCAACAACCACUGGAGGAAUUUCCACGUGGAUCCUUCUGAAUCCGCCGUCAACCACUGUGAAGACUCUGGAAAAUGAGAAGAAGACGAAAUUACCUGUAGAAGCUGAAGUGAAGAUGACUGUGAAGCCAACGACCUUGAUGGAGAGAAUUGAAACUACUGAAAGAGUGAUAGAAAAAGCAACCAUACCAGUUUCUACGACUCUAGUCACGGAUGAGCCUUCUACGUCGAAGAAGACUGUCUUCGUGACCACGAAGAAGACCACAGAAUUUAAGCCAGAGAAGACACAGAGCACAGAGAAGGUUGAUGCUCCUCAGAAUACCACUCUGAAAGCUUCACAGACUACUACGAGUAAUUUGGAGAGUAGAGAAGUCACUGCAAGUACUAUCAAGAAGAUUCAGGUUGUUCGAACAACUCCUAAACCUAAGAUAGCUACCAUGAAGACUACUGUGCUGAACAAGCCAUCGUUAUCAAAGACUUCCAGGCCUAAUCAGCAGAACAGACUGAAAUCUCCUGUCAGAAGGACUACGGUUAAGCCUGAUAUAGUCAAGCAUGAGAAUAUAUCUACUGCUAAGAUAGAGAAAGUCACUUUCAGACCUGUUCAAAUGAUCACGAUACCGAAGAACAAAAUAGAAAGCACUGAGAAGCCUAUGUUUGUCACGAAGAUUAAAGCUUCGAUUUUAAUGGACACUCAGAAGGCAACUACACAGACUUCUGUAUCUUCUACGAGCAGUUUGGAACCCACGACAAUUUCGAAACCUGCCACAAUUAGUAACGAAGUUACAGAGGUGUCUGUUAAGCCUAAACCAAUUGGAACAAAAGUGAACAAUGUCCUCAAGGUGCAGCUAAAGAAGCCCAUAGAAGAUACAACCAAGAUUGAAGUAGACCAAAUCAAAGUGCACGCACCUGUAUUGAAGGCUGAGAAAGUAGAGAAGGAGGAAACGAAGAAAGUUGAAGCUGAAAAGGAAGCAGAGACUCUUGAUAAUACUAGGAUAGACUUAAUGAAGUUUGACUUCAAUCCUGAAUUAACAAAAAUUAACGUAGACACAGAGUCUUCUUCUACUAGUACAACACAAGCUUCAACGACUACUUCAACCACCAAGAGACCCAGACACAAUUCCAAGAGGAAGAAGAACAAGGGAAGAAGAAGAAAACCGGCCAUUUCUACCAGCACAACGACAAUUUCACCAACAACGCCCGCUCCCACAGAAAAUGACUUAUUGGCAGAUGAAGCAAUGGCUGAGAAUGGAAUACAAGAGUCAAAAAUAGUACCUGAGACCAAAGUGGCUACUAAUUGGACUAAAACUAAGAAGAAGCCAGCUAAUACUCCAAUCAGUAUGCAGAUAUACAAUUUUCUCAGUCGAGAAGUGAUGCCUAGCUUUGGAGUGAUGUCUCUGGUAGGUUUAGGUCUAGGUUUGGCUUCUUAUUUCCUCUAUCCAUUUGGAGGAACUGUGACAAGAAGAAACUACGAGGUUGAGCCUAAGUACAAGUAUAAUUUCGACGAAUAUGGAGGAAACUAUGGUCAGAGUGAAGAGGAGGUUCUCUCGAAAGUUCUUCAAGGUAUGACCAUUGACGAGAACAAGUAUCCUGGUUCAAAGGACUACGACAACAAUUACUAUAAGUACCAGCAUUAUGACGGGGCUUAUGAACCUCAGACUACCAAGAAAAAUGAUCAGAGGUACCCUUCAUCCUCUCCAAUGUACAGACCAGAAAACACAGCGUCUGUGUUGAAGUAUAGGAACACUGAUUACAGAUAUUCUGAUACUUCAAGCACUCCUAAUUACUAUGACAGGCCUAAGCACUCUGAGUAUGUUGUUGGACAAGCAGUUCCUGGCUCAGCUAACAGGCAAUUCGUUGUUGGAAGUGUCCCUAAGGACUAUCCACCUUAUCAGGAGAAGCUUCCAGCUGUGUCUACUUCAGGAAACUUAGCAAACGGAUAUGAGCCCACAGAGAGUGCUCAGAUACAGUUCGAUCAUGACAUAAAUCAAAAUUUCAACUUCCCAGUGGGAUCUGUUCAGAACUAUGGUCAAGUUCAAACAGCCAGACCUGAAGAGACUUAUGAAGAAGUGGAGAUUACGCCAACAGCAGUUGCUGUGGAGCACGGACCAAGAUCUCUGAAGACUAAAAGAUCCUCUCCAGGCCUGGUAGAGCUUCUUACAGCAAAUACACAUCACUCCAGAAGAAAGAGGGACUCUGUGAUCCAAGUCAUUCCUUCUAAAAGAGAACUGGAAGAGGAAGAAAAGGAGGAGGACCUAAGUAACGAAAUCCUGAAUAUUAUUGACUCUGCUAUACCCGAAGAAGGCUACGAUAACGUGAAUAAGAAAAAGAUCAGGGGUAACCACGAAGAGGAGUUCGAAGUUAAAAGAAGAAAAGAAAAAGAAGAAGAAAAGACCAGAUUAAAGGAAUCCACUAUGAAAGGUCACACGUUGGAGACAAGUACGGCUAGCAGUGCAGACACCUCUACGGUUUCCUCAACAACGAAGGAGACCAUAGAGUCUUCGCCUUCCUCUUCAGGUUCGACCGAAGAAGAUCCUGAAGGAAACACGACAACCAGUUCGAAGACAACCGAGCAGAGCUCAGUAGAAUGGAUCGAUCUGACCACGAAGAAACCAACCGAGCAGAAUGGUUUCAAUCUCUUCAGUUUCGUGAAGAAGAUCGCCGAGAUCAAGUUCAGGCUCGGUCUGACGCUACUUAAACACGCCAGCGAAGGUUUCGCCAGAUACCUUGGCCACGUGCAGAAGAGGAUCAACGGGGAGGAGUGA
Messenger RNA from Habropoda laboriosa, 3285 nucleotides. RefSeq lists its product as uncharacterized. The transcript is spliced from 3 exons. NCBI's taxonomy places the organism in Eukaryota, Metazoa, Arthropoda, Insecta, Hymenoptera, Apidae. The record is from RefSeq and is a predicted model, not a curated record. The coding region runs from base 1 to 3285 and encodes 1094 amino acids.